This is a messenger RNA of Rhipicephalus microplus (southern cattle tick), 849 nucleotides long. RefSeq lists its product as uncharacterized. NCBI's taxonomy places the organism in Eukaryota, Metazoa, Arthropoda, Arachnida, Ixodida, Ixodidae. The record is from RefSeq and is a predicted model, not a curated record.
AUGGAUAUAGAGGAAGUGGAGGGCACCCGCAUUUUGUGCUUCCUUGCGGCAAGGCUUAUAGGUGCCGACCGAGAGGCGCAGACAGGCCAGCGACUGGGAUACGAACUCGGUGCGGUACUGCUGUGCAGCUGCGGAUGGCACACCUGCUGGGCCGCCACGGUGCAACGAUUCAGUCGGGCAGCUAACGGCUCCGACAGUGAUGACGUCAGCAAUGACUCUUGCCACAACGAGGUGGUCACCGAGUGCGUGCGCAAGCUUGACCUGUUGUCACGCAACAAGAGCCUCGCGUUCGCCACCACCGAGGCCGAACUGAAGCGUAUAUGCGACCACCUCACGGACGCCAUGGAAUGCGUGAACGGGUUCACGCGGCGCUGCUUCAACGAGCGACAGCGCGAGAUCUACAGACGGCUCACCAGCGGAGCUGCUCAACUCAUCGAAGACUUCUGCCAGGAAGGGUCCCGGUUCAGAUUGACCUACCUGAAGCAUUCCAAGUGCUACAAGCAGUUACAAGACGACUACAAUUACUGCGCGGCUAUCUACAUGGCACAACGAGCCGGUCUUCAAGGACAGAUGCUGAGCACACAGGAGAAGAUACGACUUUCUUGCUGCCAAAUGGACGGGUACAAGAACUGUGCCAAAGCGGCUGUGCUCCGUCGUUGCAACGCGGAGGCGGCCGAGCUCGCCGAAGACAUCAUCAUCAAGGCUGGUGGAUACCUUGUGUCGACGCACUGUGCCGGGUACCGGGUCGACGAGCCCACUUGCAGCAGUUGCUCUACAAGGCUCGUCCAAACUCUGAGCGCAACAUUGGCGGCUCUCGCAUGCUGCCUUGUUGUCUCCAGGAGACCAUGA